Trypanosoma grayi is the source of this 1215-nucleotide messenger RNA. RefSeq lists its product as hypothetical. The transcript has a single exon. NCBI's taxonomy places the organism in Eukaryota, Euglenozoa, Kinetoplastea, Trypanosomatida, Trypanosomatidae. Gene Ontology annotation, molecular function: protein binding. Bases 1 to 1215 code for a protein of 404 amino acids. The record is from RefSeq and is a predicted model, not a curated record.
AUGAAAUACUGGUGGACGCUAGGCACUUUCCCUACUGGGAUGGAAACACCGUUCCGUUUGCAAGAAUUUUUGGCAACCUACCAGAAAGAACACGUACCGAUUGAGGUGGAAGAGUGGCUUCAGUGCUUUGUAAAGGAUCCAGUGGAGGAGCUCACGAAUGCUUCCAAAGAGUUGCUUGAUGCAGUUGAGGCGUGCCCCGAAAUUGAAUUAACACGCGGGUACAAGGCACUACAACCGAGUAUAGUCCCUUUACGUAAGGCGAUGGGGAAAUUUGAGAAGCAGUUGGGGGUUUCAAUGUCCCCUGUAGGUGUUCGUGCGGUCGUGUCUAGCUCUUUACUGAAAGAACGAUUUCUCGAUGACCUCUAUGAGUACAAAGAAAUACUCGAGAGGGAAGGGAGUACCCCUCACCGUCGGUUGGCGAGGAAAAGUUUUGAGAAUAUACUCCCAGACGGGGGCGAAGGGGAAUUAUACGUGACUGACAGAAAGACCGAUGAGGUUGGAAAAGAGUUAGGCGAUUUUGUAGGAGCCGUGGCCUCUCCACCGAGUACAACAGCUGCUGACGAAAGGAAAUUAAUUCAUUUGCUUACAACGGUUUCAGAAGGGUGUGUUAGUUCUGGGCAUUAUAAUGAUGCGACAUCAAUGUUAUCUAAUGCGUUGAUGUUUUGCCAUGAUUCUGACGCACAGGCUGUUACCCACGCAAAUUUAGCAAUCAGCUGUCUGUUAAAUGGUGAAUUUAAACAGGCGGAAUAUAAUGGGAGGGAAGCAGCACUUCUUCAACCCAAGGCAAAACCUGUUUCUAAAGCUGGAGCAAGGGGUUACGCGGUGUGGGCUACUGCUGUGGCAUAUCAAGACGACCUUGACGAGGCUGAAUCAAUCGUGCGCAAUGCGCUUUGUAUACAUGAGGGUAAUGAGCAACUUAGUCAAUUGGCUGGCCAACUGCGUGAGUUGCGUUCUGCACAAUCAUCUGUUUCUUCAAGUGACGAAGUCCCUUCUCUUCUUCGAGGAAGUAGAUCCCAGCUGCCGUCUCAACGAUCGCGAGCCCUUGCCAACGGUAGUGGCAAGACUUUUGAUAACGAAUUCGAUUGGAUCGUGUUUAAGAAUAAGCUCUAUCCAAGCAAAAUGAACCCAACUACAAAUGAAAUGGGGUCUGUAUUCCGCCGUGUGGGUGACUUGGGGUCGUUUAUCUCUACCUCCAGGUCUAUGGAACGAUUGUAA